Messenger RNA from Iphiclides podalirius (scarce swallowtail), 3012 nucleotides. The record is from the annotation of a GenBank genome assembly. Lineage: Eukaryota; Metazoa; Arthropoda; Insecta; Lepidoptera; Papilionidae.
AUGUCCAGAGGGCCGGAAGUAGCAUUAAGUAAGAAGAAAAUUACGUUCAAAAUAUGUAAAAACGUAUCGGAGCAAAGAAAAGAAACAAUAUGCAUAGUUAACAAGACCAGUGUCGACACUGCGUACCAAUGGCUUUUGCCUUAUGGCGGCCAAGGAUAUUUUCAAAUAUCAACCGGCAAUUGCGGCUUGAUUCGUGCUUAUGAAAACAUCACAACGACGAUCACCUUUACUGGUUUGGCUCUCGUUACGUUACCCGGCAACACGACUUACAAUGUCGAAGACCACACGUUCGAGAAAUAUUGGAAACGCAAGUGUCCGUCCUCAUAUCUAAUGGAGAACAGCUUAAACCGUCUGACAUACAUUCCAUCAGCUUCGGUCUUCGAGAGAUGCCUCGAUUUCGGAAUGGGCAGUGUAACAGACAUCAGCAUGAACAUAUCGCAGACACUAUGCGUCACUAACCAUGAACAAGUUGAAGGGUAUAUGCAGUGGAUUCAAGACCCUGAUAGUGUAUUCAUGGUGGAUCCGAUCGACGCAGUGAUACCCUCUAACGAAUCCAGGCUGUUUACGAUUCGUUUCAGACCAAAAGUGGAUAAUGAAGCAUACGGCUAUUUGCUCUGCGGUGACUACCAGCACAAACUCUUCAAUGAAAUGAGCUCCAAAGUUAAGUUUAAGCACAGUUGGUUUCGCAUACCAUGCAUCGGCAACACUUGGUCUGCAUGCACCGAAUGGCAAUCGGCUUGGGACUGUCCGAUAGAGGUCACUUUACCACCUACUGUGCCAGCAAGAACCACCUUCACCAACUUCAUGCUUUCAAACAAGCUUGAGAUACCAAUGUAUUUUAAAUUUGAAGCGCCGUUUAAAACAAACUUUGUGAUUUUACCUAUGUGCGGUACCGUACCAGGCCGAGGAUGGCAGAUUAUAUCGGUGGCCCUGGAACCGAUGUCUUUCGGGGAGUACUACGAAUCUUGGGACUUGUUCAUAAACAGAUCUCAUAAGGUUAUCCCGAAAACGGUGAAUCUUCACGACGUUGUGGUGGAUGAUACCAUGACAUAUAACUUCACGUUGUAUAAUUACGGCUCUUGCUUCUUUACGUCUAAGCUGUAUUACGAAAUUGACGGUAUGGGGGAUGACUUUCACGGAGACAAAAUUGAUAUUGAUCCAACAAUUAACAGUCUUAAACCAUCGAAUCACUGCGAGGUGACGAUGACUGUAUCACCGCACGGCGCGGGCCCGCGUCAGGUGGACCUGAAAUAUACGGUACUGUACCGUUCCGAAUACGGCGAGGUGGAGGAAAUACAGCCCGUGAGGAAAUCAAUUUGCGUCGUUUGGUACGACGGGAUUUACCCAACACUUAAGGUUAAGAGGACCAUUUCUGUUAAAUGUCCCAUCAUUUUGAGUGAUCACUGCUUAUGGAAUAUUGUAAAUGUGGGCGAAUUUAAUCGGGCCCUAAUGGAUGUCAGGCCAAAUAAACCAUUGAACGUGAACCUUCACGCUCCCGAUCUCUGUGUGAAGUCUGGUGAAAUAGAAUUUAUAUUUGUUCUUGGCUGCAUCUAUUCCGUGCCCGUGCCUUGGAGUCUGCGCAGAAAGAAGAUCUGCGACUGCGCUAUGGUUGAGCCCGAAAAUCCGAACUUGCUUUUCUUCAAUAUAAAAUACGGUUACGAAGGACUCAAUACUUUAUGCUUUACAAUGACAAUGCCAAAUCAUCGGACGCUCAACAUAUAUGUCAAUAUGUACGCACACCUCAGCUCCAAAGGCGUGCUGGUGCCAUUUCGAAGAUAUAGUGGUGAAGGUUAUUUAGCAGUCUUGGACUGUGGGCGGGUGCCGAUAAAUAAUUUGAAUCAUGUCAUACGGAUUGCUUGGCUUUACAAUCCAACUGAGGUUUUCACCACGUGGCGCUUGUUGCGCUCCAGCGCGACACCAGCGGACGCCACCAUACGAUGCCUCCAAUACUUCGCCGAGGUCUCGCCAUUGGACAAGUUGGCGAUACCAUUCGCGUUUCUUCCCACGCAGAUGAUCGAUUACGAGGCUACAUUUCUGUGUUCAUUCGGCUACGAUGUGGUGAGGAUAUUGGUGAAAGGGCAGGGCGGUUUGCCGAACUGUAUCGAGACUAGGCUCGAUGUGCCUAGUUACGUGGAGAGAAAUAUUCGUUCAGCGUACAGAAGUGACGUCAUUUACUUAUCCAAAGAUCACAUCACCUUACCAAUAAUGCCAACUCACUCACUCACGAGGGAAAUAAUAGCUAUCAAAAAUGAUACGGAAAGUUUAAUAAGGUUUAUAUGGCUGCCAGAGAGGGUCGCAAACAUAAUAAACAUAGUGAUGACUCCUUGGUGGGGAGUCAUACAGCCUAAAUCAACGGAAUGGAUAACAAUGACCGUGUACACCUUACAAGAACCGGCUACGUUCACUACCACAAUUUCGUGUGAAGUUCUCGACUUGACUGAACGCCGCCGUUACCAGCGCAAUGAACACUUGCGCAAAGCUAAAAUUGAACAAUGCAAUCAAGAGUUCAUCAUCACAGAGGAGGGGCUGUUUCAUCCGGGGAUCAAUGACAAUCCGCCAUACGUGUUGAAUAUCGCUAAACCACAGUCGUCGUAUUUGGCUAUGUCCGUUUCAAUUUCGUCAAAAGGCCAGCGUGACGGUUAUCCUAGGAUGCUAUUGAAACAAAUGUGGGAACAGACCCCGCCCUAUGAUUUGUUAUCUACUGAGAUAUAUAUACAAGAUGGCCAAUUAACUGGAAGUGGUAACAACAUGACGAUGGAUGACAUCAUCAGAAUCAUAGAAGGAAUACUAUGGGAGGCACUACACAGUAAACUAUUCAAAUAUCAAAUUCAACAUUAUUCAAAGGAGGAAAUACCUACUUAUGAACAUUUAGUCACAACAAUCGAAAGCGAAUCGAAACCCAAAUUCAGCAAAAGAAUCACCUCUGGAAUAUGCGACGCCAUUGUAAACAAAGCUGUAUUUAACGUUUACAGUUUAAAUUCUAAAUCAGCCGUUUCUAUCCUUGAAGCUGAA